AUGGGAGUAAUACCAAAGACUACCAAAGAAGAUAAAAAUUCUAAAAUAACUGUUAAACAUCCGACUUUGAAACAGGCUACGCAUAAUGACAUCAAGACGACAAUAUAUGUAAAAUCCUCAACACCUUUUGUCAGCGGAAUCAAACGAAUUAAUAAAUUUUUGAAUGAUCUUGAUAAAAGGAAAAAAGACCCCAAGUUUCAAUGUGUUGUAUUAUUAGGUAUGGGAAAAGCCACUGAAAAAACUAUGGCUCUUGGGUGCUAUUUUGCAGAAGAGAAAGGUAAACGAUUGGAGGUCCGUACCAAAAGUGUGGAUGUGAUAGAUGAGGUGAUUGCGGAAGGAAACAACGAUGAUUCAAUAAUAGACGACAGAGACAGAGAUACAUCUCUGAAGAAACGUUCUUUAAGUGGAAUCGAGAUCAAAAUUUACCCAUAG
This is a messenger RNA of Maudiozyma barnettii, 432 nucleotides long. It is a transcript of the gene POP7, whose product is annotated as ribonuclease P/MRP protein subunit POP7. Gene Ontology annotation, biological process: intronic box C/D snoRNA processing; nuclear-transcribed mRNA catabolic process, RNase MRP-dependent; tRNA 5'-leader removal. The record is from RefSeq and is a predicted model, not a curated record. The transcript has a single exon. NCBI's taxonomy places the organism in Eukaryota, Fungi, Ascomycota, Saccharomycetes, Saccharomycetales, Saccharomycetaceae. Gene Ontology annotation, cellular component: nucleolar ribonuclease P complex; ribonuclease MRP complex. Gene Ontology annotation, molecular function: RNA binding. The coding region runs from base 1 to 432 and encodes 143 amino acids.